Molecule: messenger RNA, 5220 nt
Organism: Falco peregrinus (peregrine falcon)
Lineage: Eukaryota; Metazoa; Chordata; Aves; Falconiformes; Falconidae
Gene: WLS
Product: Wnt ligand secretion mediator
Exons: 12
Coding region: 339-1967 (542 amino acids)
Biological process (GO): Wnt signaling pathway; Wnt protein secretion; intracellular protein transport
Cellular component (GO): organelle membrane; endomembrane system
Molecular function (GO): Wnt-protein binding
Source: RefSeq, a predicted model, not a curated record
GCCGCCUGCACCGCCCGUAGGUGCCCGGCAGCCCGGGCGUUCACCUGCAGCGCCGGCCGCGGCCGCCCCGCCCGCAGCCCGCCCGGGGAGCGGCCCGGGGGGCCGGAGCGGGCCCGGCGGCGGGGCUGCAGGACCGGGGAGGGGCGGCGGAGGCGGCGUCAUGUGACCCGCUCCCAGCUCCUUUAAAGCAGCCACAUGCAGCCGGGCAGCGGCCACAAUCACGGCGGGCGGCGGAGCGGCGGCCGGCUCCCGGCGGGCCCGGCAAUCAGUGCGGAGCCUGCCCGCCCGCCCGGCCCCCCGCCCGGGGAGCGGCGGGGGGCGCCCAGCGCCGGGCGAACAUGGCUGGGGCCAUCAUCGAGAACAUGAGCACCAAAAAGCUCUGCAUCGUCGGGGGGAUCUUGCUGGUUUUCCAAGUCAUCGCCUUUCUGGUGGGAGGGCUGAUCGCUCCCAGCCCCACUACAGCUGUUCCUUACAUGUCAGUGAAGUGCAUUGAUGUAAGAAAAAACCACCACAAAACCAAGUGGCUGAUGCCCUGGGGACCCAACCACUGCGAGAAGCUCAAAGACUUCGACGAGGCGGUGAGCAAACAGAUUGAAGCCAACGACAUUGUGUUUGCCGUGCACAUUCCCCUCCCUAGCAAGGAGAUGAGCCCCUGGUUCCAGUUCAUGCUUUUCAUCAUGCAGCUGGACAUCGCGUUCAAGAUGGACAAUGACCUGAAAGAAAACGCAGAAAUUACCCUGGAUGUGUCAUUAGCAUAUCGCGAUGGCGUGUUUGAUGAUUGGGAAGAAAUAGCACAUGCGAUAGAGAUCAGGAAGCUGAAAUGCACCUUUGGCUCACCAAAAACCCUGGAGUCUGAAGGCCGUCACUACGACUGUGACUUCCUUCCUUUCAUGGAGAUCGGCAGCGUGGCCCACAAGUACUACCUCAUCAACAUCCGUCUGCCCGUGAACGAGAGGAAGGGCAUUAACGUGGGCAUUGGGGAAAUCAAGGAUAUCCGCCUCGUGGGCAUCCACCAAAACGGAGGCUUUACAAAGGUGUGGUUCGCCAUGAAGACCUUCCUCACCCCCAGCAUUUUAAUUAUCAUGGUGUGGUACUGGAGACGGAUCACGCUGAUGACACGCGCUCCUGUCCUGCUAGAGAAGGUGAUCUUUGCUCUGGGAAUUUCCAUGACGUUCAUUAACAUCCCCGUGGAGUGGUUUUCCAUUGGAUUUGACUGGACUUGGAUGCUGCUCUUCGGAGACAUUCGACAAGGCAUUUUCUAUGCCAUGCUGCUGUCAUUUUGGAUCAUCUUCUGUGGGGAGCACAUGAUGGACCAGAAUGAGCGGAAUCGUCUCUCGGGGUACUGGAAGCAGGUUGGACCCAUAGCUGUCGGCUCCUUCUGCCUCUUCAUCUUUGACAUGUGUGAGAGGGGAGUGCAGCUGAAGAACCCCUUCUACAGCAUCUGGACCACUGAAGUUGGAACGGAGCUGGCUAUGGCCUUUAUUAUAGUCGCAGGAAUCUGCUUGUGUCUCUAUUUUCUCUUCCUGUGUUUUAUGGUCUUUCAAGUGUUCCGAAACAUCAGUGGAAAGCAGUCAAGCCUCCCAGCCAUGAGCAAGGCUCGCCGGCUUCAUUACGAGCAGGGGCUGAUUUUUAGGUUCAAGUUCCUGAUGCUCAUUACCCUGGCUUGUGCAGCAAUGACAGUCAUCUUCUUCAUCGUGAGCCAGGUGACCGAAGGCCACUGGAAGUGGGGGGACAUAACUAUACAAGUGAACAGCGCCUUCUUCACUGGCAUUUACGGGAUGUGGAACCUCUAUGUCUUUGCCCUGAUGUUCCUAUAUGCACCAUCACACAAGAAUUACGGUGAAGACCAGUCAAAUGGUGACCUGGGAGUAAACAGUGGGGAAGAGCUUCAGCUCACCACCACCAUCACCCAUGUGGACGGGCCCACAGAGGUUUAUAAGCUGGCUCGCAAGGAGGCUCAGGAGUAACGCUGAGGUGGCCUCAGCUGGGACCCAGAGCAGGGUGGGGAGCGGAGGACAACCCAGUGUCCUUGGCAGGAGACCUCUCUGACUUAAUUUGCUUCUCGAGCACCCCGUACCUAGUGUAUUUUCACAGAGCAGUGACUCCAAGCAGAACGUUUGUAAACUCUUUAAUAUGGUGUAGUUAUUUCUGGGGGGAGGGAUAUGUAUAUUGUGUUACACUCAAGCAUGUAAAAACCGACUAGAAAAGCAUUAAGGUUGCAAAGUCGUGCGUUCAGAUGUUAGGAAGGGGCAGAGCUGACACUGGGCGGUUUUUAUUUCUGUUGUGUGCCUGUGCAUAAAGGUGGUGCAGGGAGCUCAGUCGGGGAGCACGUAUUUGCUACUCCAAGUUUUCUUCAUGUGUGCUUUGCAUAAGGUGUUGGUUGUGGAGAGGAACUAAAGUCUCAUUGUAAAAACAUUUAAUUCCACCAUCUAGAAUUGUAUUGAACCUUGUCUGGCGUCUUUAGUACGGCUCUGCAGCAAGCCUCUGUCAUCACUGAAGUGAAGCACAGCUGGGGAAAGGAGUAGAUGGUUUGUAAUGGGUGAGAUUUUAGUAGAAGCAGCAAUGUGCUUUCUCAGUAGGUUUUACGGUUGUUUGUUCGUGUAGGGGAAUGUAAAAACUGGAUGCCUGAGCUGAGCGGCAGGAGAAAGGAGCGCUCCUGUCCCGGGUUCCCAUAGGUACUGGUCCCACAGCCAGCUCCUGCCUAUUCUCAGCCCCUUUGGCUUCCAUGGCUUUUGUUGUCUUCCUCCAUCUCACCUUUUUGUUACAGCUCACUCAUUUUUAUGCUGCUUAGGUGCCAUGGGGAGAAGAGAAAGGCCGUGGGAGGGACGGUGCGUUCUCAGCUCCCGUGCCUGUGAGCUGGGCAGUCCCACUCCUCCUUGCACUGCUGGGAUGGAGCACGCUUGGCAGAGCUAGAUUCAACCAGGGAUUAUCGGACUUGAAAAAAAAUGUAUUUGUCAUGCACUAAUGUUGAUGUUUGCUUUUCGGAGCAAAAGCAGACGAUGAGGUUGCUCACCCCCAUGCUGUGCUUGGGCAGGUCUGGCUGUGAGAUGGUUGGCAGUGCAAGGGGAAUGGGAACUGACCCGGGGCAGAGGCUUAAACUGGACUAUGCUGGGGACCACUUAAGAGACAUGUUGAAUGGCACGUAUGGGAGGAAGCAUGGCCAGAAAGGUCUGUGCUGCUCAGGGCACACCUUCCAGGGCCUGGAGGAUUCAGAGGGCCUCCUUAGCUGGCAUUAGUAAACAUCUGUGUUAACUGCUAGUAACAGUAACUCAGCCUCCCAGUUUUGUCCCUAAAAGCUAAGAAUCUGCUACCGCUGUCUGUUGCUGAAGGGUCAGAGAUUAGGGGAAGCUUCCAAAGCCGCUGGACAGGCAGUCGUAGCAGGUACUGGUAGAAGCACACUGGCCUGGAAGAAGGGACAUGUUGUCCUCAGAUUCUUACAACUUCUGAAAUUACACAUCAAUUUUGAGGGUAUUGAGGCUGCAAAAUGGAAGUAUAAUAGGGAAAUACCAGGCAUGAGAUCACCGAUGAAACCUUAACCCAUCUCUAGCCAGUGUGUGCAUUCCGACAUGCAGUGAAAGCCCAUUGCAUGCUGGCUUCACUGUCACAUUCACGUGUGUUUGUGGGUUCGGGGCUCUGGGCAGGAGCUGAGGCCAUGCUGCUGUGGCUCCAGUUUGUACCGGGAGGUGCUGGUCCAUCAUGAUCCCCACCCCAGCAAACGGCUCGCACUCGGUGAUGCUGCGGCUGCCCAGCGUGCCCCAGCCUGCAGACCCCCACCGCUGUUUGCACGCCGCCGCUCAGUUCAGCUCUAACCAUCAUCUCUGUCGCCAUUUCAGGCAGGUUAGUAACAAAACACAGCACCAGCUCUCCUGGCCUCUUGCUUUCCUUUUCCCCUUUCUUGAGGUGAGUCAACACCUCAGCUGGGGUGAGGUGUUCAGAUAAUUCUUCCUCAUUUUCCCAGUCCACUAGGGAAUGGGGCCAGAAGGCUAGCGACUGCCCCUCAGCUGCGUGUGGGGCCAGCUGGGCACCCCAUCUCCUCGCCAGCCUUUCCCCAGAGGAUUUCUCACAGGGUCUGCUGGCUGCACCAGGCAUCGCGCCAGGAGGUGCUGGGCUGUUACAAUCCCAGUAAGAACAGCACUCUGUGGAGUAGAGUGUAAAAUACCAUUUACUGGAGCUCAACACGAUGAAGGAGAAGAGGGUAGUGCAGAUAACCUUGCAUCCUUUUGGUUGCUGGGAGCCCCAAGUUGUGCACCAUCAGAUGGGUCUCCGGGGUGUGGUGUGGCAGGCAGACCCCAUCUGCAGAAGGGCUGCUCACUUUUUGUUAAAUGGAGCUACUACAGGUUUUUCUUAAAAGAAAGCAAUUCUGUUCCUUGUUCUGUUCGCCCUCACAGGGAUCCCCAGCUGCCCCUGGCAGCAUCUCAGCCAGGAUGCAGGGCCAGAGCCGAGGAGCGCUGAAUGCGUCACUGCGUGUGGAGUCCCUUGUGUGCUGCUGUGCCUGAGCACGUAAAGUCACCGUAGCACAGAAAAUGUCCUAAACAGUACUUAAGGAGGUAGCUUUGGGUCAUUUUGGAUACUUGAACUGAAACACUAACCAUUUUUUAUAAGUUUGGGGUUGACAGUGCCCCUGUACUGAAAAGAAAUGUGGUUUAAAAGAAGAGAAAAAGGAGGGCACACUUACUGUAUGUGGAAUAAGUGCUGGGACCGCACCUUCAGCGCAGAUGGUGAAGGAAAAUAAGUGUUGGUAGGUCCGAGCAGUGUUCCUACUUGCAGUGGUUGUUCAGUUACAAAGUGAAUUACAUUAACGCACAUCAUCAUAACUCUGGCAUGCUCCUGGCUGAGUGCUCGACUUUGCAACUUUAACAUCCUUUUUAUGUUGAGUUCUUACGUGAUAUUUAUGUUGUUUCGAUAGAUGUGUCCAUGGUUUCUUUUACAGCUUACUAUAACAUUGCAUUUUGUAAAGACUCCCUAUAAAUGGGGAGUUGCAGCUUUAAAACCAAAUUUUGUGUCAAACACUAACAAUUUGUUUAUGGGGCGCGUGUAUGUGUGUGUGUUUUUUUUAUUUCUUAUUUCCUAACCCCUACUCAUAUGUCUCAGAAAUAGUCCCUGGGUCUUAUUAAAAUAUAUCCUUUUUUUGUUUAGGUUGAGUUCAGUUUUUACAGACUGCUUUAAGCAACCUGGAAAACGCGUAGUUUUGUUAAUUUAAAUAAAACAUACAAUAUUGUG